Sphaeramia orbicularis (orbiculate cardinalfish) is the source of this 5215-nucleotide messenger RNA. It is a transcript of the gene kdm4ab, whose product is annotated as lysine (K)-specific demethylase 4A, genome duplicate b. NCBI's taxonomy places the organism in Eukaryota, Metazoa, Chordata, Actinopteri, Kurtiformes, Apogonidae. The record is from RefSeq and is a predicted model, not a curated record. The transcript has 23 exons. Gene Ontology annotation, cellular component: chromatin; nucleus. The coding region runs from base 195 to 3710 and encodes 1171 amino acids. Gene Ontology annotation, molecular function: histone H3K36 demethylase activity; histone H3K9 demethylase activity. Gene Ontology annotation, biological process: regulation of gene expression; chromatin remodeling.
GGUGCGUGUGCAUGCGUAGAAGUGGUAAUGGAGGAUAUUAAUCUACUCACAAGGGGCUCAGAGACUAAACUGUGUUUUCUUUAUCUUCUGUUCGUAACUACUGUCUCUAUUGAUCAGGACUGAUUUAUAUCACCGAGGACAACGUCUAAAUCAUCCAGGAGAAGGCGGAGCCACCAUCGAGUUUUGGGAUCACGAUGGAGGUGGGUUCCCAAAACCAUGGUUCCAAGGGAAUCAUGACUUUUUACCCAACAGCUGAGGAAUUCAAGAACUUCACCCGAUACGUUGCAUAUAUCGAGUCCCAGGGAGCACACAAAGCAGGCCUGGCUAAAAUUGUGCCCCCUAAGGAAUGGAAACCCAGAAGUUCCUAUGAUAAUAUAGACGAUCUGGUGAUUCCUGCACCCAUUCAGCAGGUGGUGACAGGCCAGUCGGGUCUCUUUACACAAUACAACAUUCAGAAAAAGUCCAUGACUGUCAGGGAUUUCCGCAAGAUUGCCAACAGUGACAAGUUCUGUAGUCCUCACUAUGAUGAUUUUGAAGAGCUGGAAAGGAAAUACUGGAAGAAUGUGACAUUUAACCCCCCCAUAUACGGUGCUGAUGUCAAUGGAACCCUGUAUGAUCCUGGUGUUAAAGAGUGGAACAUCUGCCAUCUGGACACCAUUCUGGACACUGUAGAACAUGACAGUGGCAUCACUAUUGAAGGCGUUAACACACCCUACUUAUAUUUUGGAAUGUGGAAGACCACAUUUGCCUGGCACACUGAGGACAUGGACCUCUACAGCAUCAACUACCUUCACUUUGGGGAGCCUAAAUCAUGGUAUUGUGUUCCUCCAGAGCAUGGAAAAAGAUUGGAACGUCUGGCUAAAGGGUUCUUUCCUGGCAGUUCCCAAAAUUGUGAGGCCUUCUUGAGGCACAAGAUGACCCUCAUCUCUCCUUCUAUACUGAAGAAAUUUGGCAUUCCAUUUGAAAAGAUUACUCAAGAGGCUGGAGAGUUCAUGAUAACUUUCCCCUAUGCCUAUCAUGCUGGCUUCAAUCAUGGCUUCAAUUGUGCAGAAUCUACAAACUUUGCCACUGAAAGAUGGAUUGAGUACGGUAAACAAGCAGUUUUGUGCUCAUGCCGUAAAGACAUGGUUAAAAUUUCCAUGGAUGUAUUUGUAAGGAAAUUUCAGCCAGAUCGCUAUGAGCAGUGGCUGGCAGGGCGAGAUAUGGUACCCAUCAACCACUCACGACCCACCCCAGAGGCCAAGGAGUUCCUAGGGGAGUCCUACAAUGACAUCACCAACACCAGUAACUCUGUAGAGAACUGUGGGGAGGAUGGAGAGCGGAAGAGCAGUACACAAAGGAUAGAGACCAAGAGACACAGGGUGUGUCUGGAGGUGCCAGACGAGGUUGUUCCCAAAGAUGAAGAUGAGGUAGAGAUACAGUAUGGGAAGCGUCCUAGACUAAACCUUAUACCUCCACGUAUUACACCACAAGACGGCAGGAGAAACAAAGGCCCACCAAAGCUGGUUGUUACACCAACCAAGCUCACAUUAAUGGAUCCAUUUCACAGAGGCUUAACCCAAAGUAACAGUGACAUACACCGGCCUCCUCAUUAUACCAAGACUCGUGCACCUGCGAUCUCAUCUCAGUCCCAGCCCAGAAAUGGACAUCUAUCAGUUGCUGUUGCACCAACGUGGACAGAAGCAACUGCUCACCCUGCACGCAAAAUGGGAGUGGCUAGCCUACUCUUCCACAGGACUCUGAGUCCAAAAGACAUUCUCCAGGUGCACAGCUACACCCUAGAAAAGCAACAGAAACCACACGCACAACUCCAGGUGCACAGCUACGCCAGAGAGCAUCAGCCUCGUCAUCUCCAGCACAAAUCCUGUACAGUGUCCCACACACAGGUUCAGUCUUUAUCUCCAGCACCAAGGUGUGAAAUACUAGAGCCACAAACCAAGAUCAUUACCAGCGUAGCAUUAAGUGAAUCAGAAGCACCCAGUCCUGUGGAACAGGACCAUGAAGACAGCAACCCCACAGUGUCAGUGUCUGCCGACGCUCAGGAUGAAGAGGUGAAGCCUGAAUCUGAGCCCACCGAUAGAUCUCCUUCCCCCCAGACUCCAACACAGAUGGAGGUCCUCAAGAAUAACAAGCGAAAGAGCUCCCAAUCUCCCCUUGCGGAUAGUGGCAUUAUCGUCAUGAAAGAGAUCACCUCAGUCACAAAACCAGUUAACGAUGAUAAGAAGGUGUUUGCUCAGAACCAUCAUGUGUCAGAAGAACAAUCCUAUUGCAAGUCAGUGGUGAAGAAGCAACUGCAGCAAGAGCAGCUUCCAAAACUGCCUCGUCAUCACCCUCUGUUCAGAGAGGCGCACAGUGAUGAUGAUUUCCCUGUAGACUUGGACUUCGAACGUGAGGAGAAAGAGGAGUGGGCAAAGCCGUUGAUCCAGUUGUGGCAGUGUCGGCCAUAUAACCCACAUGCAGAGAGAGAGUACAAUGAAAACAUGGGCCAGCAGGCGCCUUACUGCUCCAUCUGCCUGCUCUUCCACACAUACCAUCAGACCGAGUCAAGUAGUGACAGUUCUGCUGUGAUGCUGGUGGACCGUCCAGGGGGUCGUCAGUGGUCCAGACCGCUCAUCCCUGAAAUGUGCUUUAACACCCAGUCCACCAAGAUGAGUGACAGUGGGGAAGGACAACUGUCAAACCCUCACAUAGCAGAGGAUGGGACCAGCCGGCUGGUCAGCUGUGCUCAGUGCUGUGUCCGUGUUCAUACCAGUUGCUAUGGUGUCUCUGGGGAUGACUCCGAGUUGGACGACUGGCUGUGUGCCCGUUGCGAGGCUGGUGCCCUGACAGAGGACUGCUGUCUGUGUUCCCUGAGAGGAGGAGCGCUACAGAGAGCCAACAAUGACAAGUGGGUUCAUGUGCUCUGUGCCAUCACUGUACUGGAAGCUCGCUUUGUCAACAUCACCGAGCGAAGCCCCAUUGACCUCUCUGCAAUCCCACUGCCCCGGUUCAGACUGAAGUGUGCGUACUGCAGGAAACGGAUGAAGAGGGAGGUGAAGGGCUGCUGUGUGCAGUGCUCCCACGGCCGAUGUUCCACGGCGUUCCACCCCACCUGCGCUCAGGCAGCCGGUAUCCUCAUGCACCCGGACGACUGGCCCUUCAUAGUCUUCAUCACCUGCCACAGACACAGAGCGCCCGUCAUACCUGAGCGCAACAAGGCCUCUCUGCAGGAGUUGACAGUGAGCCAGAAGGUGAUCUGUAAAUACAGAAAUGGCCGUUAUUACCACAGCGAGGUGGUUGAACUGACAACCGCCACCUUCUACGAGGUGGUGUUCGACGACGGAUCUUACAGCGACAACCUUUUCCCAGAAGACAUUGAGAACCGGGACUGUGUCCGGCUCGGUCCACCUGCUGAAGGUGACAUCGUCCAAGUGCGGUGGACGGAUGGAUUGAUAUACGGGGCCAAAUUUGUAGCAUCACAUUCAGUCCCCAUGUAUCUGGUGGAAUUUGAGGAUGGAUCCCAAAUCUCCGUGAAGCGAGAUGAUAUCUACACUCUAGAUGAGGAUCUGCCCAAACGAGUCAAGUCACGAAUGUCGGUGGCGUCCGACAUGCGGUUCGAGCACUUCACACAGACCAACGUCAAACAGAACUCCAAAAGACAGCGGGUCAUCAACUCUCGGUACAGGGAGGACUACAUCGAGCCGGUCAUUUACAGAGCCAUCAUGGAGUGACGUCCGUUUUCAGUUCUUCUUCCUUUUUCCUGCUUUUCACCGGUCCUCCUCCACCUCAUAAACACCCAGAGAGCUUUUACGCCACAUCGCUGUCUGGCUUCACGGCUUCUGAUUUACUGCUGAUAGGAAAUCCCCCCUCCCUCCCACACACACACACACACACACACACACACACACCCUCCAUUUCCAUUAACCGUCAGGCUACAUAUUUAUAAACUACGGCUGGGACUUAAAAUGACUCGUGUGCAUUGAAUAAUAUGCUUAGAUCCCUGUUUCUCAUCCCAUUCUGUAACAUAUUUUCCCUUUUAUUUCAUUUAUUUUCCUUUUCUCAGGAUGAAGCCAUUGAAUAAAUAUUAAAUAUAGAAAAGGUUUCACAUCUUUUUCUUUUUCCCCCUCUUGUUUUUUUCCACUACAUUUAGCAGCUGUCAAGUUCACAGUGGACAGCAGUUUUUAUUCUAUUAGCGAUUAUUCUGAUUUUCAGAGCAUUUAUCACAGUAACAUUCAUUUUUACAGCAUUGGAGACGAUCGUGAAGUUAAAGAUGUUUUCUCUUUUUCGCUCAUGACGUUGAACAGUGACAAGAUUGUACACCGAACCCGUCAGCUGUUGAUUUUGUAAUAACCUGACCCAUUAAGUUGAUUUAUCAAGUACGGCGUUAAGUAGUUGAAACAAUCACUCAGCGUCACUGUCACAUCCGUACAUAUGAAAACAACGGGCCUGCAGUUGAACACAUCGCAUUAAAUAAUUCUUCUCAUAGUGCACCUGAAGGAGUGUCAGCAUGCAUCUACUGUGAAAAGAAGAGAAAACUACAUGAGUUUUAAAGGCCCAAGCCUUAGAUUACUUUCUAAAUCUUAAGGUUAAUAAUAAUUAUUGUAAUUAAUGUAAACACUUAAUUUAUGAGAGUGUGUUAGGUUUGAAAAGAAAGCUAUUUUUGUCAUGCUUUUCACAAUCUGUAGAAAACUCAGAUGUAUUUAUAUUUAUUAUGAUCAGUUUUUGGACAUCCUGCUUAGGUUUUUCAGGCUUGCUUUUUUUCGACUCUUUUGGGAUCGGGUCGUUUGAUUGAAUGCCAUUGUGGAUCAAGCUCCUCUUGAAGCAAAAAAAAAAAAAAAAAAAAAAAAAAAAAGAAGAAGUACUCGUUAACUCCUGCUGUAUCUUGUUUUUUUUGUUUUGUUUUUUACACACAUGGCCUCCGUUGAGUUGAGGUAAAAAUAUAUUUUGUGUGUUUCUGAAAAAAGUUAGUUCUUGAUUCUAGUUUCGUCCCAGUGAAGACAGUAAUAGUAUCAUUUUCAGACGUGGAGCAGCUGUUCUUCAGUCUGUUCUACCUGCUUUAUAAUAGUCUUGUGUGGAAAACUAGGAAUACUUGUAGAGUUGUCAGGAGGCUUUUAACUGUGCCCAUUUCUCGGCUACUGUUUAACUGAAUUUAUUUGGGUCUACAUCCAAAGCAACAUCAAAUCUGUAAACAGUUUGUAAACAUUAUCUGUUUGAGUAAAGUUUGGGGUAAAAAAAU